Messenger RNA from Closterium sp. NIES-65, 861 nucleotides. Lineage: Eukaryota; Viridiplantae; Streptophyta; Zygnematophyceae; Desmidiales; Closteriaceae. The record is from the annotation of a GenBank genome assembly.
AUGGCGUUUCGCGGGUCGACUGCGCAGCUGUUCGUUGUUCUGCAUCUCGUUCUCGCGUUCGCCUCGCUGAGUACAAUCCAGGGUGUCGCGCUGAUAAGGGGAUACGCGGACAAGUUAUCUACCGCAGAGAGGCUGCAGACGAAGGACAAGGGGGAGUGGGCGGAGAGGUUCAAGGAGAUGGGCAUGCAACAACCGCCCAAGCCACAGGUGCAAGCGCUCUACCACAGCAUCGAGCAGCGCCUGCGGAGGCCGUGGGCAGGAAGGGGAGGGGCAGGGAGGCCCGUGGCAACGGUGGGGAUUCACAUCCGCGUGGGUGUCGAUGUGGUGUGGCCGGGCGACAGCGGCAAGCCCAAGGAGCUCACUGCGAAGCAGGUGGACUGGCUUGUUGCUCGCGCCAGGAUAUGGAUUCAUUGCGCUCGGUGUGUGGAGGCGUACUGGUUCCCGUCGUUCGUUGCGGUGCACUGGAUGCUCGUCACCAACUCAGCAAAGCUCAAAGCUGCCAUCAAAUCCAGGUUUCCCUCCAAGGUCAUCACCACCGACUUAAUACCACGGCAUUCAAAUAGUCUGACCUCUGGCUCUGCUGGCAGCAUUGGCCGUGGCUCCUCCCCUCUACGCCUACGAAAGCUUGCAAGGCAGCGGCAGGAAGAGCAGGAUAGAUUGUUCCAAGAGCUGGUAACAGAGUGGUUCCUUCUGGCCUCUUGCGAUGCUACGGGGCGGUCUGCAGGGCGGGACGGGACGGGCUACCGGGUGGGGCGUGGUGCGCACGGGCCAGGGCAGUGUGCGGCCUGCAAAGGGGCGGAACGAGGCCUUACGGGGCGGGAUGGGGUGCGCUUGGGAUGGGACAGGGGCGCAGCCGGCUAA